UAAGCCCGUUGCCGAAUUCAACGUUCUUAAUGUCACAAAAAGAAGUUCAGUCGUUUUAGUUUUUUCGGAAUCAAAGCAAAUUUGGGAAUUUUAAAGAAAUAAACAUCAGCUACUUUCUAUAAAAAAUUUACACCGAUUUCGUUUAUGAAUAGUUUAAAAAGUCCUUUGAUUUCAUCUGUACUAAUCAAACUUAAUAAUUAAAAAAAUUUGGGUUCUUGAUACACCAAGUUAUGUUACUUUUAUUAAAAGCAGAUGACAGAGGAAAACUUUGAACUUUCUUAAAUCUGUUACAAAAAUUUGUGCUUCUUUUUUUUUUUUCAAGUGCUCAUUAAUGGAAUUGAAAGGAACAUGAUUUGUUUAUCUUGAAAAAUCUAUAAUCUUUCUACACCUGCUAAAGUUUUUCAUGGCAGCCAAAAAGGUAUCUGAAGAAAGCACUGGAGUUACCCCUCCUCACUCACCAAUGGAAAUACGAGUUUCCAUUGUGAUGCGGCAAUUACGAGGUUUCAGAAGAAAUGAAUUUAAAUUUGUUGAGUUCUGAAAUGUUGGAUAGAUCUUCCCCUGAGCUAUGGCCAGAACAAAUUCCUGGAGUUUCAAAAUUUGCAUCACUUGCUAUGAUACAGAGUGAUUCUAAGGCUACCAAUCAACCAGAAUGGCUAAAAGAGUUUGACCAUGAAGACAUCAGUGUUUUGCAUGGUUUUGGUAGUUUAACUGCUGCUGCUUUAUUGGAAAAAGUUCGAGACUUACAGAAUUUAGCUUAUCAAUUAGGUUUAGAAGAAGCAAAAGAAAUGACCCGGGGAAGAUUUUUGGGCAUACUACCAAAAAAGAAGGAUAUUCGACAGUAGUUUAUCAUUUGUUGCAUUGCUUUGGCAAUUUAUAUUUAUUAUAUUCAUGUAUUAAAAUGCUUUCCUUUUUUUUUAAUGUUA
This is a messenger RNA of Parasteatoda tepidariorum (common house spider), 923 nucleotides long. The record is from RefSeq and is a predicted model, not a curated record. NCBI's taxonomy places the organism in Eukaryota, Metazoa, Arthropoda, Arachnida, Araneae, Theridiidae.